Molecule: messenger RNA, 837 nt
Organism: Eurytemora carolleeae
Lineage: Eukaryota; Metazoa; Arthropoda; Copepoda; Calanoida; Temoridae
Exons: 8
Coding region: 33-566 (177 amino acids)
Source: RefSeq, a predicted model, not a curated record
UAUGAUUAGAUCCAAGUUCAGUUAUUUAAAUAAUGGUUGGGAUUACGCAUAUACUCCUCUUGGCUUUUUUCUGCUCUUUGGCUGGAAAAGUGACUGCUCAGUGCAAUGCUGGAAUUUAUGUUCAAAAAACUCAUAUCUGGAGUAAGGGCUAUGUAGGUAAGUUGUACCUGGACCAGGCCUGGCUUGAAAACCCCACGGAAGACUGGAAACUAAGCAUCACAUUCAAGUCAGAGGUUCUGGAGUUUAAGGUUUGGGACGCAGAUAUUGUAAACCCGGCUACUGCAAAUAACUAUGUUAAUAACGUUACAUCAGUUGACAUUGUGAACAAGUGCUGGAAUCCAAUCUUGUAUUCUUGUCAAUAUUUAGAACUACCCUUCCUUGUUAGGUAUCCGGACUGGGUUAAUGAUAUUGCUUCAUCCAACUACGACAUUGCCUCUCUCAGUGAAAGUGUGACCUACGCCCUGAGUGCUACUGGUUCAGAAACCUACUGUCUACCAAUCAGUGGACAACCAACAUCUGCUGCUACCGUUGUUUCAACAACAGCUCCUGCUUCAACAAUAGCUUAAACAGCAGCUCCUGUUUCAACAAUAGCUCAAACAGCAGCUCCUGAUUCAAUAACAGCUUAAACAAUAGCUCCUGCUUCUACAAUAGCUUAAACAACAGCUCUUGCUUCAACAAUAGCUCAAACAGCAGCUCCUGAUUCCACAACAGCUUAAACAAUAGCUCCUGCUUCUACAAUAGCUAAAUCAACAGCAACUGCGUCCGUAAAAGCUAAAUUAUCAAAUUCUAAUUCAAUAUGAUUAACAUGCAAUAAUAAAUACAUUUCAAAAUUAUUAA